Molecule: messenger RNA, 706 nt
Organism: Bicyclus anynana (squinting bush brown)
Lineage: Eukaryota; Metazoa; Arthropoda; Insecta; Lepidoptera; Nymphalidae
Gene: mRpL20
Product: 39S ribosomal protein L20, mitochondrial
Exons: 2
Coding region: 166-642 (158 amino acids)
Biological process (GO): ribosomal large subunit assembly; translation
Cellular component (GO): ribosome
Molecular function (GO): structural constituent of ribosome; rRNA binding
Source: RefSeq, a predicted model, not a curated record
GUUUGUAAUUGUCAAAUUGUGCUGCUGGAAAUAGAUAUUUCAUUUUCAUUUUUCAUUAUUAUUAUUAAAUUAAUGCAUAGAUUAAUAGAUACUAUGAAUUAAUGAUAUUAAGCAUUCGGUACAUAUUUGUAAAUAGCAAGGAUUUUCAUAAAUAUCUUAGUAGCAAUGGUAUUUUUAACUAUUGCCAAUUUGAUAAGAUGCCGCGGCCCAGAUGAGUUUUGGAGGAAAAGAAAAAUUUUUAGGUUAGCAGCUCAUUAUAUUGGCCGCCGGAGAAACUGUUAUUCAGUGGCUGUCCGCAACGUUCAUCACGCUUUAGUAUAUGCUACAAAAGCUCGACGAUUAAAAAAACAAGAUAUGAAAGACCUUUGGGAUACCCGCAUAUCAGCUGCUUGCGAACAACACAACAUUACAGCAUUCUCCAUGAGAGAAGGUUUGGAGCGCUCAAACAUCUUGUUAGAUCGGAAGUCAUUGUCUGAUUUAGCAGCUUGGGAGCCAAAGACAUUUCAAUGUUUAGCCGCAGUAGCCAGUCGAAAACUUCACCUUGAUGGUUUUAUUGAUGGCACAGACCAAAAGGCUCCCACAGGAAAAAAUCUUAACCUUGACAAUGUUAUUUUAGAUGAUUGGCUUAAAGAAAAGAAAUAGUUGUUCUAUGACUAUAUAAUUCAAUUUGUAAUGUACAAUAAAUAGUUUUAGUAAUCCAUAACAA